Molecule: messenger RNA, 4135 nt
Organism: Dicentrarchus labrax (European seabass)
Lineage: Eukaryota; Metazoa; Chordata; Actinopteri; Moronidae
Gene: ppp3ccb
Product: protein phosphatase 3, catalytic subunit, gamma isozyme, b
Exons: 14
Coding region: 490-2031 (513 amino acids)
Biological process (GO): calcineurin-mediated signaling
Cellular component (GO): calcineurin complex; cytoplasm
Molecular function (GO): calmodulin binding; calmodulin-dependent protein phosphatase activity
Source: RefSeq, a predicted model, not a curated record
GUAGGAAAUCCGCUUGCGGCGGAUUAUUGUAAUCCGACAGCGGGUCUGGACGACACAUCGGAUCACGACAGAGAGCCAGCGGCCUGUAGCAGCUGCAGCUGUCCGACAAUAACCGGAUAAAGUUAUGAUCUGACGCACUCUGCUCGCUGCUCCUGAACGCAUCAUCGGCGGUGCCCGGGCCGUUUCCUGCGCCGACUGCGUCCCACUGUGAGCGGCGUCCUGCCCCGCGGAGCGACACCUUUCAUCUGUUACUGAACACAUCUCCCCCCUUCCUCCCUUCCUCCCUCCCCCCCUCCCCCCCGGCAGCUUUAACUCCAGCCCGGUUCGGUUCGGUUCGGCUCGGCUCGGCCCGGCUCGGCUCGGCUCGGCUCGGUCUGCGGAGGGAAGCGCUGCCGCUGACACACUGCUAGCUAGCGCGGCUAGCUCACUCCAGCUAGCCAGCUAGCUUGGAAGGAAUUGAUCAAGUUGAGUCAGAAAGUGAAGCAGAGGAUGUCCGUGAAAGAGAACAAACUGUCCACCGUCGAGCGGCCCGUUAAAGCGGUGCCGUAUCCUCCCGGUACCCGUCUGUCUAUCAAAGACCUGUAUGUGGACGGGAGGCCCAGCGUGGAGGUGCUGAAGGCCCAUCUGGUGAAGGAGGGCCGGCUGGAGGAGGAGACUGCCCUACGGAUCAUCAACGAGGGAGCCGCCAUCCUCCGCCAGGAGAAAUGCAUGCUGGAAGUGGAAGCCCCCAUCACAGUGUGUGGAGACGUCCACGGACAGUUCUUUGACCUGAUGAAGCUGUUCGAGGUGGGCGGAUCCCCCAGCAGCACCCGCUACUUGUUCCUGGGAGACUACGUGGACCGAGGGUACUUCAGCAUCGAGUGUGUACUGUACCUGUGGGCUCUGAAGAUCAACCAUCCCAACACCCUCUUCCUCCUCAGAGGCAACCACGAGUGCCGGCACCUCACAGAGUACUUCACCUUCAAACAGGAGUGUAAAAUAAAGUACUCGGAGCGUGUAUAUGAUGCCUGUAUGGAUGCGUUUGACUGCCUGCCUCUGGCUGCUCUCCUCAACCAGCAGUUCCUGUGUGUGCACGGAGGUCUGAGCCCCGAAGUCACCUGCCUGGAUGACAUACGAAAGUUGGACCGGUUUAAGGAACCUCCUGCGUUCGGGCCGAUGUGCGACCUGCUGUGGUCGGACCCGGGCGAGGACUACGGCUCAGAAAAGACCCAGGAACACUUCUGCCACAACAGUGUCAGAGGCUGCUCUUAUUUCUACAGUUACCCAGCAGUAUGUGACUUCCUGAUGAACAAUAACCUGUUGUCUGUAAUACGAGCACAUGAAGCCCAGGAUGCAGGGUAUCGAAUGUACAGGAAAAGUCAGACGACAGGUUUCCCUUCUUUAAUUACAAUCUUCUCUGCUCCUAACUACCUGGACGUGUACAAUAACAAAGCUGCGGUGCUGAAAUAUGAGAAUAAUGUGAUGAACAUCCGGCAGUUUAACUGCUCCCCCCACCCCUACUGGCUGCCCAACUUCAUGGACGUCUUCACCUGGUCUCUGCCCUUCGUUGGAGAGAAAGUGACGGAGAUGCUGGUGAACGUGUUGAACAUCUGCUCUGACGACGAGCUGAUGUCAGAAGGGGACGAUACGUGCGAGGGAGGAACUCCAGCCGUCAGAAAGGAGGUGAUCAGAAAUAAGAUCCGGGCUAUUGGAAAGAUGGCGCGUGUCUUCUCUGUGCUCAGAGAGGAGAACGAGAGCGUGUUACAGCUGAAGGGGCUGACCCCGACGGGAACGCUGCCUCUGGGAGUUUUGUCUGGAGGUCGGCAAACUCUGCAAAGCGCCACCGUAGAGGCAGAAGAGGCACGAGCCAUUCAAGGCUUCAACCCGCAGCACAAGAUCCAGAGCUUCGAGGAGGCUCGAGGUCUGGACCGCAUCAACGAGAGGAUGCCCCCCCGCCGCGACAGCAAGCAACAGGAGGCCGCCCCCUCCCUCAACAACCUGCCGGCCAGCACCGGACCACCGGACAAGAACGGCACCAACGCACAGGCCUAAAAACCCCUUUAUCUCCUCCCUCUUCUUCCUCUCUCUUCCUCCUCUCCUCCCUCCCUUGCUUUCCUUCCCUUGCCUCCUUCCCUUCCCCUCCUCUCUCCUUUAAGAGCAGGAGAAGAGGCAGUUCAGUCCGAGCGACUCUCACCACGCUUAAUUUAUUUUAUCAUCUAUUAAAUAUCAUAGUUUAAGACUGAACAGGAUAAAAUCUCAAAGCGACACGGACUCACUGACGGCGAUCACUGCCCGGCAGAAUCCAUUUUAUAACCCGGAGGCACCUUUCUAUCAGCGCUUUACUUUGUGUGGAGGGAGGAAGUGACGCUGCGCUCGUGCCCACGCACACACACACACACAGAGACACACACACACACACACACACACACACAGACACACACACACACACACACACACAGAGACACACACACACACACACACACACACACACAGAGACACACACACACACACACACACACAGACACACACACACACACACACACACACACACACACACACACACACACAGUAACACACACAGAGACACACACACACACACACAGAGACACACACACAGAGACACACACACACACACACACAAGACACACACACAGUAACACACAGAGACACACACACACACACAGUAACACACACACACACACACACACACACACACAGACGCACACACACACACACACACACAAGACACACACACACACACACAGUAACACACACACACACACACACACACACAGAGACACACACACACACAGACAGAAUCAGAUCGCAUAAAAUCCAUCCUUUCUUAUGCCAAUGAUAGUGUGACUGAGCUCUGAGGAGCGAGUAUUGACAUUUAUAUUAUAUAUGUAUAUUUUAAUUGUUCCCUCUUUUCAAUGUGAUGGGUUAUUUUUUGUUUUUGUUUUUUUUUACAACAUAGAUUUAGGCUUAAUUAUCCAGAGCGGGGGGGGGAGGGAGGGGGGAGGGGCACAGACAGGUGAGGAGAGGAAGAAUUCAUCCUUCCUAAGCCCCGCCCCUUUUACUCUGUGCUCCAAUCACAGUUGAGCAAUCCUCAGUCAACUUCCUCCUUUCCUGUACUUAGAUAUGCUACAUGCUAAGCUAAUGUGUGAUGGUUCAAAGAUAUGUUAGUCACAUCUUUAGCUAAUGUUAACUAGCUUGACAACUGAUAUAAAUUAUCUAGCUAGUUAGCUAGCAUUUUGCUAACAUUAGCUAUGUAGCUAGCUAAUGAUUGCUAAUGUAUUAGCUCAUGUUAGCUAAACUAGCUAACUAGCUUUUUUAAUCUCCAUCAAUCAUUAGUUUAUAUCUUUUAUCUUCCAACUGUGGUUGUACCUCCAACAUAGAUUAGCUUAGCAUGUAGCAUCUCUAAGUACAGGAAGAGCCGUGGUUCUAAAAGGGGCGGGGCUUAGAAAGGCUCCAUUAAAGGGUUCUUCUGCUUUUUAUUACAACUCGGGUCGUCCACUGACUCUCUUCUUCUGCGUGAAGAUUAAACGUAACUGAACCGCGACUUCCGAUCUUUACGUCGGACACAAACCGGUCGUGGUUUCGUGGUUUCGUGUCUUUGGCCGUCGUUUCUAUCGGUUCUGGACGAAUUCUGACGGGUCGUCUCUUUACAGGAAGUGGUCCAACUGAACGGCUCCUGCAGUCGGGUUCUGACCCGUCAGACUUCAACGUGUUCGCAGAUGCUAACUUUUAUUUCCUUUCCACCAACGCGGACCAAGGCUACGCUAGCUGGCUACGUUAUCUGAGCGAUUACCAGCUAAUGCUAACGUAAGCUAACGUUGAAGACGUGAUGAUGGUUAGUUUGCUAAACGGCUAAUAAAUACGUAGCUGGUUGACUAAAGCCCCCCCGACGGAAUCGGGUCGAGACCAGACCGAGUUCUGGUCUGGUGCCGGUUCAGAGUCAACCUGAGAACCGGUUUGCUGUUAGCUGUUGUUACCAAGGUAAUGCUAGCUAGCGCUGUUAGUCAUAGCAUCAAUGUAACGAACACCGAAAACCUUCGUAGCUACGUUAGCCAGCUAGCUCAGUGUAACGUUCGAUACAUUGAUCUUACAAAUUAUUAGCUCGUUAAACGGCUAAUAAACAGCUAAUAAACGGUUA